Molecule: messenger RNA, 814 nt
Organism: Erigeron canadensis
Lineage: Eukaryota; Viridiplantae; Streptophyta; Magnoliopsida; Asterales; Asteraceae
Product: transcription factor SRM1-like
Exons: 2
Coding region: 31-744 (237 amino acids)
Molecular function (GO): DNA binding
Source: RefSeq, a predicted model, not a curated record
UGGAUUUUAGGUUGUGACGUAAUAAAUCUGAUGGAAAUUCAGUCAAGUAUGCAACAAUCAACAAUCAACCCAAUGGCGAUGAAGUCAACAACAUGGUCUUUUGAAGAAGACAAGGUGUUUGAAUCAGCAUUGUUGAGUUUUGCCGAUGGCAUGGCUCAAGGGUGGCACAAGAUAGCCGAGGUUCUUCCUGGAAAGACGGCCGCGGAGGUGAGGGCUCAUUACGAGGUCUUGUUGCAUGAUGUGAAUGCAAUUGAGUCGGGCCGUGUGUCAUUCAGUUAUUCGGAUGAUGAUGAUAACAAGUCUGUUUCGAGUUUGGAUUCUGACUUGAAAACGAAUAAGACUGGGAAAACGGGGAAAGGGUCUAAACGUGGAGAUAAGGAGAGGAAGAAAGGGACUCCAUGGACUAAAGACGAACACAGGAAUUUCCUGGAGGGACUGAGGAAAUAUGGAAGAGGCGAUUGGCGUAGCAUUGCAAGAAACUGUGUGAUCACAAGGACAUCAACACAAGUGGCUAGUCAUGCUCAGAAGUAUUUCAUCCGACAGGCUGCCGAGAGAAAAGAAAGGAAGAGAGCAAGCAUUCAUGACAUCACCACCACCGAUACCACCACCAUGCCGGUGCAGCCACCACCAAUGCCACCACAACCAGCGCACCCUAAUAUCUAUGGUGGCCAAGGAGGAGGAAUAAUGGUAGGGCCACAAAUGGGUGGGUUUGGAUAUCAACAGAACUUUGGAUACCUUAUCUAAAGUUUGCUACAUACAAACCUUACCUUAGCUAUGAUUGAUUCAGAAUAGGACUGAUUUGCCCUGCAUAUAA